Cyprinodon variegatus (sheepshead minnow) is the source of this 2952-nucleotide messenger RNA. RefSeq names its product poly(A)-specific ribonuclease (gene parn). Gene Ontology annotation, molecular function: poly(A)-specific ribonuclease activity; RNA binding; metal ion binding. Gene Ontology annotation, biological process: nuclear-transcribed mRNA poly(A) tail shortening. Bases 112 to 2295 code for a protein of 727 amino acids. The transcript is spliced from 26 exons. The record is from RefSeq and is a predicted model, not a curated record. Lineage: Eukaryota; Metazoa; Chordata; Actinopteri; Cyprinodontiformes; Cyprinodontidae. Gene Ontology annotation, cellular component: nucleus; cytoplasm.
CUCCUGUGAGGAAAGCGGUGCCACACCGGAAGUGUUUGCCUAACAGUUAAAAGCCACUUGACAAAGGCUAACUGAGGUUAGCCUUCAGCCCGGUUCCGUCAUUCUGUUGGGAUGGAGGUUACACGCCAAAAUUUUAAAGAGUGCUUAAGCACGGUGUACAGCGCCAUAGACGAGGCUGACUUUCUCGCCAUCGAUGGAGAAUUUUCAGGUAUAAGCGACGGUCCAAAUGUCAGUGCACUAACAAACGGCCUGGACACACCUGAAGAGAGAUACACGAAGCUCAAAAAGCAUUCAAUGGACUUUCUGAUGUUCCAGUUUGGAUUGUGCACAUUUAAAUACGACCAGGAAAAGUCAAAGUAUAUUAUAAAGCCUUUUAACUUUUAUGUUUUCCCGAAACCAUUCAGUAGGACAUCUCCUGAUAUAAAGUUUAUCUGUCAAAGUUCCAGCAUUGACUUUCUGGCAAGUCAGGGAUUUGACUUCAACAAGGUGUUUGGUCAUGGAAUUCCAUAUCUAAAUCAAGAGGAGGAAGCUCAGCUGAGAGAGCAGACAGAGGAAAGGAGAAACCAGCAUGCUAAUGGUCUCGGGACGCCGUCCUUUAUCUCUCCAUCAUCCAAAGGCCCUGCACAUGUACCCGAUGAACAGAAAGACUUCAUCAACAAAGUGGUAGAGAAGGUCGAGGCCCUCUUUAGUGGAGCUGGAAAGACUCUGGACCUGGACCCAUGUACAGGAUUCCAGAGAAAGCUGAUAUACCAGACGCUGAGCUGGAAGUUUCCCAAAGGUCUCCAUGUGGAAACCUUGGAAACAGAAAAAAAGGAGAGAUUUAUCCAGAUCAGUAAAGUCGACGAGGAGGAGAGGAGGAGGAGGGAGCAACAAAAACUGGAGAAGGAGCAGGAGGAGCUCAAUAAUGCCGUAGGCUUCUCCAGAGUCAUCCACGCCAUCUCUAAAUCUGGUAAACUAGUGGUUGGCCACAAUAUGCUUUUGGAUGUCAUGCACACAAUCCACCAGUUCUACUGUCCACUGCCAGAGGACCUUCAAGACUUCAAGGAGGUUACAAUGUGUGUUUUUCCAAGACUUUUAGACACCAAGCUGAUGGCCUCCACUCAGCCAUUCAAGGAGCUGAUCAAUAACACUUCUCUGGCAGAGCUGGAAAAACAAGUGAAAGAGGCUCCAUUCAAGCCACCAUGCUUUGAAACGGCAGAGGGGUUCCCCAGUUAUGACACGGCCCAGGAGCAGCUCCACGAGGCGGGAUACGAUGCCUUCAUCACCGGCCUGUGUUUCGUCUCUAUGGCCAACCAUCUAGGCUCUUUCCUGACGCCACCGAAAGCUUACAUCUCUCCCCGAUCUAAACUGAUUGAACCUUUUUUUAACAAGCUCUUCCUGAUGAGGAUUAUUGACAUACCCUACCUCAACAUUACAGGACCAGACUUGCAACCCAAAAGAGACCACGUCCUGUAUGUGACCUUCCCUAAGGAAUGGAAGACUAGUGACCUCUACCAGCUCUUCAGUGCCUUUGGUAACAUCCAGGUGUCUUGGAUCGAUGACACCUCAGCCUUUGUCUCUCUAAGUCAGACAGACCAGGUGCAGAUCGCUAUGAACACCAGCCGCUACGCAGAAAGCUACAAGAUCCAGACAUAUGCAGACUACAUCCAGGGUAAACAGCAGGAGAAGGAAAAGCUUGGCCAGUCAGCCAAGAGCUGGGGAGAGGAUUGCUGGGUGAGACCUCACUACUCCUCCUCCACUGGAUUUGGGUAUCCCAGGAGGAAACGCAGCAUCAGUCCAAUUCAGGGAGAGCAGGGAGGUGAAGGCGCUCCCACCUGCGACGGCUGGAACAACUACUCUUUCCCUGAUGGCACUGGAAGCAAAAAGAUGAAAUUUGAAGAUCUUGGUGGAAAGGCAAAUGUUGAAGCUGUGGAGAGCAAGACCUCAGAAGGCUGGCUAAAGAUGACAGAGUCAUCGUAUUCAGCCGAAUCAAGUCCUGUCCCAGAUACCAAAAGUCCGGAGGGCACAGAACCAGGUAGCUGUGCUGAUGGGACAGCCACUUGGCAUCAAACUCCAACCGUUCAAGGAAGGAAAGGUCAAAAAAGCAAGAAAAAGAAGUCAGAUGGUGUGUUUUUGCGUCUGAAUCUACAACCUCCCUGUUCGAAGUCCCAGAAGUCUGGUGAAACAGCGAGGUCGCUGUCCCGCCCUGGGCUCUCCUUCAGGAUCAUAAAGCACAGACUGCAGCACGCCCCAACUUCAUGCUCUCAUACAGCACUAAUGGAUAAAGACUCCAAAGCUACCAGCCAAGACAUUUAAACACGUUUGAAAGAGAAAACACAAGCCAUAACAGCAGCUGCCAUAUUCUGAUCUAUCAGAGGAGCAGGCACCUCCUCAUACAGAUGUAUAUCUCAAAAAAUAUAUUUAAACUGCAGAUUAUUCAAUAUGUUCAGACUGGAAUCUGCCUCAACAGCCAUUUGGUCUUUGAAUGCAUUCAUACAUUUUAUUAAUGUCUCUAAUCAGUCUUAUAUUUUUGGGUGAGUGAGUUUGUAUGUGUGAGAGAGAGAUGUCUGUUUUCUUAGUGUUUGUAUUUCUGUGAAUUUGUUUUCUUAGGAGAUAAAAAUGCCAUUCAAUAACUUCCAUUCUUUGUUAGGGUUAUUUACAUACAAGAGUUUUAACACAGUCUGCUUUUGUUUAUUUUCUUCCCAUUUUAUGAAAAUUGUCUAGUUUCAUUUUUAUCAGACAAAUGUGAGCUUUUCAAUGAUGUGAUAUUUAUUGUCAGUGGCAUUUUUCACCCUUCAUAAAAGGUGCUUGCUUCGUUUUGUACAGAACUGUUUUUCAUUUGUGUUCAACGUUUUGUAACUGUGUCAACCUGCAACGAUGUCAGAGUAUGCCGUCAGCACAAAAAGAUGUAAAAUUUAAGACAGUUUUGUAUGAGUAUAAAAAUCCUUACAUUUCCUUUUAAAAGAGGAAAAA